CCGUGCUCCGCUUGUCUGGGUGCUGCUGGUUCACAUGAUCACAUACAUGGGGCUUAAUUCGCCGAAGCUGCUAGCGACUAAACGCCUUUAACCGCUUCUAGCAUCGACAUUUCACCAUAAGAAAGAGUAUUAAUCUGACAUUUCAACCUUAAAAACGGCGUAAACAACAUCGCGGUAUGUAAUAGCUCGGGUUUGCUCGCUGAUGUAGCCUAGUUUUGUAAUAAAGUCAAGUGCGUUUCCGACCCACCUGCGCCUCGAGCUGUGCAAAACACACGCAUCGAUAAACAAAUAGCAUUUUUUAUUUAUUAAUUAACCAUGAAGAUCGUAAACGCUUUUGUUACGCUUGUUGUCGUCUUGCUCGCGGUGUCUGGUGCCAUUCAGGCAGUGACUCUUGAAGUGACAGAUGGAAACUCGACAUGUAUCAAGGCUGAGCUUUCUGCAGUUUUCUCCAUCACAUACAACGCCUCCAAUAGCACGCGGACGGCAUUGGUCACCCUCCCUGACUCCGCCUCCGUUGACCCCGGCAGCAGCUCCUGUGGGUCAGCGGGCAGUUCUCCGUGGCUUGUGGCAGUCUUUGGGUCAGGACAUGCCCUGGGCCUCAGCUUCACCUCCAACGGCAGCGUGUACAGCGUCACCAACCUCACGCUUCAAUACAAUCUCAGUGAUGCCACAGUCUUCCCUGAGGCCAACAGUUCAGAUGUGGUGACAGUUGUGUCCGCUUCAGUUGGUAUCUGGGCCCCAGUGAACAGCACGUAUCGCUGUUUGAGCAGCGCCACGUUCAGACUGGACACGGCCAACCUCACCUUCUCCAACAUGAGGCUGCAGGCCUAUAUGAGCGGCAAUGACCUCAGUCCGAAUGAGAGUGUGUGCUUGGCAGAUCAGACCACCACUCCCGCCCCACCUCGCCCCACCCCUUCCACAACCCCGGUGCCCGUCCCCACUCCAGCGGGACCUCCUGAACGGGGCUUCUACAACGUCACUCAGAACAACACAGUGUGCCUGCUCGCUCACAUGGGACUCCAGCUCAAUGUGACCUACACAGACACUCAGAAUAAGACUGUUCAGGACGUGAUGAAUAUAAACCCGGAUCAUACCAGUUCGUCUGGAUCUUGUGAAGCCAACAGUGCGAGUCUGGUCCUCACACAAGAGCAGAGCACCAUACUGACAUUCAACUUCACACUGAACUCGACUUCCAAGAGAUACCAUCUUAGCGGAGUGAGUCUUGUGGCUAACUGGCCUGAUUUGCCUGCUAACUUCUCUGCGGGGAACUCCAGUCUGAAUUACCUCCGCAGUUCGUUUGGUCACUCGUACAUGUGCAACGCUGAGCAGACACUUGUCGUCCUACCAACAUUUUCUAUCAAUACUUUUAAGCUGCAGGUCCAGCCUUUUGGAGUCACAACUACACAGUUUGCUUCAGCGGAGGAGUGUCAGAUCGACCAGGAUCAGAUGCUCAUCCCGAUAAUAGUGGGAGCAGCUUUGUCCGGCCUGGUUCUGAUCGUGCUCAUAGCGUACCUGAUCGGCCGAAAGAGGAGCCACGCGGGAUAUCAAACCAUCUGAAGUUUUACUUCAUUAUAACUGACAUUUUAAAAGAGCAACAACUCGAAUUAAGCAGGCUUUGAAGAAGGAGACAUAAGCAUGAUUUGUCUCUGCAUUUCUAGUGGCCCCUUGAAGAGACACGGCGGACACUGGGAGACGUCUCCUGGUGUCUAUAGCAUAUUUUGUAUGAUGCUCAAAUGGACUUCUUUACCUUAAUCAAGAGUUUGCAAAGUUGUGUUUUGGUUUGAAGCAUUUCCUCUGUUGAUUUUUCACACCCCAUCUGAGUUUUAUCAUCUCAGAGUUCUUUUAUUUAUAAUUUAUUUAACAUAAAGGUGCACCAUGUAACUUUGCUGAUGGAGGCGCUUGUUUUUCUACAUAGAGAUGUUGUAUUUAUUCUAUUACAGGUGUGUGUCUGACCUGUAAUUUAGCCUGGAGCUUUGUCGCCAUGGAGUCAAUGCCAUACUGUGGAACAUUCCAGGCAGAGUAAUAACAUCUCCAUAAAGACAAGCACCCUCCCCCGAAAAAGUUACGCAGUGCUCCUUUAAAUCUCCCAGUUAGACAAACUUCAACUGUGGAAUGACGAAAUAUUUCCUGAAUAUGCUUGCGAAUAGUUAAAUUAUCGGACUAUAAAAGAUAAGUUUUUUAUUUUCAUCCUUGUACAUUUCAAUCAUGAACUUUAUUCCCUGGGUUAAAAGCUGUUUUGUAGAAAAGGGAAAGUGUUGAAUGUAAAAGUUGGUAAUGUUUUGUUUUAAUGAUUCCAACUGCUUUGAGUAAUUUGUUAAAGAUUAUUUAGCAUUUAAUUUUACCUCAAAGGGAUUAUACAAUGAAACACCCUUUCCAGACUUUAGAGCAACUUCAAUUAGUUUAUUUAUAAAGAAAAACACAGGCACUAACCAAUAAAACAAUGUUAUAAAGCCUAAUGUCAAUAUUCAUGUCUGUACAGUAAAAUUCCUUCAGGUAAAAUUGUGCAGUGGCUACUUGUUUUAAAUUGUUCAUAACUUGAUUAUUUGUUGAAAACAUUUUAAUUUCUAUUUUCCCCAUCCCUUAAAAAAAUUAAUAAACAUCUUUGUGACUUAAA
This is a messenger RNA of Boleophthalmus pectinirostris (great blue-spotted mudskipper), 2614 nucleotides long. It is a transcript of the gene lamp1a, whose product is annotated as lysosomal associated membrane protein 1a. The transcript is spliced from 9 exons. Bases 316 to 1557 code for a protein of 413 amino acids. The record is from RefSeq and is a predicted model, not a curated record. Gene Ontology annotation, cellular component: membrane. NCBI's taxonomy places the organism in Eukaryota, Metazoa, Chordata, Actinopteri, Gobiiformes, Gobiidae.